Carassius carassius (crucian carp) is the source of this 898-nucleotide messenger RNA. Its product is annotated as receptor expression-enhancing protein 3-like. The record is from RefSeq and is a predicted model, not a curated record. Gene Ontology annotation, molecular function: microtubule binding. NCBI's taxonomy places the organism in Eukaryota, Metazoa, Chordata, Actinopteri, Cypriniformes, Cyprinidae. Bases 308 to 898 code for a protein of 196 amino acids. Gene Ontology annotation, cellular component: endoplasmic reticulum membrane; endoplasmic reticulum tubular network; cytoplasmic microtubule. The transcript has 7 exons. Gene Ontology annotation, biological process: endoplasmic reticulum tubular network organization.
GUGACAUAGUCCCUUGUCCGAAAAUGACUUGUUGAGAAGAGGAAAACAAUGCAUACACUUUUAACACAACGGAACAUCAUGUAGGCAGAGGACAGCAGCUGAAACGAGUGGUUAUUCGUCAAAUAACGAUGUCAUCUUGCAAACUUCUUGAUAUCAGGAAGCAUGCGUUAAAUACAGGAACUCAUUGGUUGAGUUUUGGCGGUUGGAGAAGCGAAGUUAUUAGUAGUUAUAGUUUAUUUAAAUAGUUUACGCUUCUGGACUGGAUCUGCAGCGAAUCUUAUAUCUUAAAAGUGCAACAGGUUGAAAGAUGGUCUCGUGGAUUAUAUCUAGGGUCAUCGUUCUUGUGUUUGGAACGCUGUAUCCUGCGUACUACUCCUUUAAAGCCGUCAAAUCCAAGAAUGUCAAAGAAUAUGUGCGAUGGAUGAUGUACUGGAUUGUGUUUGCUCUUUACACAGCAGUGGAGACCAUCACAGAUCUUUCUUUGGCUUGGUUUCCAGUUUACUACGAACUGAAAAUGGCUUUCGUCUUUUGGUUGCUGUCUCCCUACACCAGAGGAGCCAGUGUCCUCUACAGGAAGUUCCUACACCCUAUGCUGGCAUCCAAGGAAAGGGAGAUUGACGAAUAUAUUGUCCAGGCCAGGGAGAAGAGUUAUGAGACUGUGGUGAAUUUUGGGCGGCAGGGUCUCACGAUUGCGGCUGCUGCUGCUGUCUCGGCUGCUGUGAAGGGACAGGGUGCCAUUAGUGAACGUCUGAGGAGUUUCAGUAUUCCAGACCUGACGCAGUUCCCUUCUGAACAAUCAGCAUUCUCCAACCCCAGCCGACGGGUCCUCCAGCCUGCUCACCCUAGCGCUGCUGAUUCUGGAUCUGACACCAGCACCACUCCACCUGGAGUGGGUUAG